Molecule: messenger RNA, 2569 nt
Organism: Punctularia strigosozonata HHB-11173 SS5
Lineage: Eukaryota; Fungi; Basidiomycota; Agaricomycetes; Corticiales; Punctulariaceae
Exons: 3
Coding region: 1715-2464 (249 amino acids)
Source: RefSeq, a predicted model, not a curated record
CGGGGCUCACCGAUCUUCGUCUCAUCCCGCCGAGAUAAUCACCACUGAUCAUCUACAUCUAACCCCACAAUCUGUCUAUCAUGCUCGCGUUCGUGCUGUCUACACCAGUCCAUCACCAGCACGUACUCUUCAGGACUUCGGAGCUAGACGACUAUGACCACGGCUAUAGCCACCUGCACCGAGCACCAACAUCGAGUUACGCCACUUACGGCUAUGCUCACCAGACCGCACUCGCGGAGCACGACUACUUGCUCGCCCGUGCCCGCCGUGAAGCCUUCGAACGUCAACAAGCGCAGGCCUACUAUCGUCAACGCCAGCAGCAGCAGCAACAAGAAAUCCUUGCCGUCUUCGCUGCCAAUCUCGCAGAAGAGCGACGUCGAGCGCGAAUACGAAGGCAGCAGGAGGAGGCCGCGUGUCGCCAGCAGGAGCUCCUUGCGCUUCGGCAAUGACGGCAGCGACAGCACCUCCAGCAGGUUGCCUGGCUGAGACAGCAGGUUCUAGCCGAGGUCGAGCAGUGCCGCCGUCAGGAGGAGCUUGCGCGCUUAGAACAGGCUAGACGCAGGCAGCAGCAAGCCGAACUUUCGAAGCUCCUGGAGACGUUCUUCACCCCCUCAGAGCAGGGCUCGGAGUCUGAGCGGGAGAAACAGGUGAGCUUGCUCGCGAUCAGGCCGGGCGGAAUGGCGAUCCUCAUCCGUGCUCUCCUCCAGCCCACCUCCGCUCCGCGUGCGACGCCCGCCGCCCAAGCUCCUCGCACCACUGUCGAUGUCAAGGGCAAGGGCAAGGCAAAGGAAGAGCCGAUGCCCGCGUGUUCUUCCGACUCCGCACCUCAAGUGACGGUCGAACACCUGCUCCGCCAACGCGCUCAAGUCGAGAACGAUCAAGAAGUUCAGGAAACCCUCACGUCGCUCCUCCAAUCUUUCUUCAACGGUUCGGCUCAGGCUCAGGCACCUAAGGAGCGAAAGAAUGUCCGGUUCAACGUGAACGAGCAGGUAUGCACCAUUUAUUUUCACCUGGGUCGGUUCUCCGAUGACUCACCCGCGUUUGCUUUCUUUAGCAGGCCGGCCCGUCAAACUCUUCCGCUGAGCCCGCCACUUUCCAUCAAAGAGAGCCAGCCACUGCUGCGCUUGACCCGAGCCCUUCGGCGCAGGGGGCACCGUCUCUAGAAUGUAAACCCGCCCUCGCUGGCGCAUCGGCCGAACAAGUCCGUGCGCACCGUCAUCAGCGCACCUCCUCCCUCGACGAGAUCGCCAACAUUCGUGCCUCGUUCGACUCGCUCUCGUCCGACUUCCAUCUCCCGGAGCACCUCGACUUCAACCCCUCGCCUACUCCAUCUCGCUCUCCCUCGCCUAUCCUUGACCAUUCGGCUGAAUCGGAGAACGAGGAAACCCUCGCGUACACGGCGAACAACCGACCUCUGCACCAGUAUACGCACGCGCUCGGAUUGCUCCUUGUCAGGCUCGAUGCGGUGGAGAGCGAUGGAGACGAUGCUAUAAGGAAAGCCAGGUAGGAUGCGGUCGUUGUCGUUGAGCGCGAGCUGGAGAGGGUCGAGAGGGAGGUGGAGAAGCAGCGGCCUGGGUCGCCUGUGCCGAAGGAGGAUGCGGACGCGAAGGCCGACGAGCCUGCUCCAGCUGAAGAAGCUACCGUGGAUGGCCAAGCCGCGCCCUCCACAGACGGAACCGUGAUUGUCGCUGCUCCCGAGACUCCCGAACAGACGAUGGCGGAAGCUACUUCCGACCGAUCACCCAGCGAGAACGUACACGAAGCCGCUUCUGAAGACGUUCAUGCUAUGGAGGUGAACAGUGGUCCCGUUGACGUCACCGAACCGGCACCCUUCGACGCCCUAUCCAGCUCUACACCGAUCCCAGGCUUAGCCCAAGACACUGCAGACACCUCCGCGCUGUCUCAUACCGCCCAGGCUGACGCCCCUAAGCCUUCGCUGAUCGAGCCUGCCACAGAAAAGCUGCCAUCGCUGGAGAGCCCACACGAGUCGCCGGCGCCGUCCGAAGCCUCAACGUCGACGCCUCCUCAUUCCGAGUCGAUUACAUCUCGAGGCAGCCCGCCUGACGAAGUCGCCGCCGUUUCACCCGAGAACUCGUCUGAGCCGAUACCUUCCCACAAAGGUUCUGCUACUGAUUCUCAGGUGCCCGCAUUGAAUACAAAUUCUUCGUCAGCACCAGAACUGCAACCACUCGUCGACUCUGUCCCUGUGUCCGAGGCUCGCCUAUCGGCUUCCCCAUUGCCUGUCACAUCGACACCCGACGCCACAGCGGCCGGUGACGUCGACGUCCUUUUCUCCUCGCCAAUCAAUUCAGAUGUUUCCGUCCCUUCGUCAUCGUCUUCCGAGGCUGACGGCGAUGACUCUGCGGUUGUUAUUGAGCAUGUCGAGGUGCCUCCCGCCGGUGACGUCAAUGACCACCCGAGUGAUGAGUCGGACGGCUGGUCAGAUGUUGAGGAUCAUCUUUGAUCACCUAAUGCUUUCUAAACGUCUAUUUAUCCGCAUCUGUAUUAUACUCUGACUCUUCUAUCGCUCUAUGUAAAUGCAAUUGAUACUUAAUAUGGAUGAUACCGC